AUAGAGAUUUUUGAGCUUUAAGUCUGAGGGGAACUCAGCGGGCCUGGUUGGCGUCCGUCUGCAAUGAACAUCAAGAAACCAUCGUGCUGUGGAAACGGAAUUGUUUUUCUCCCUUUUUGAGAGAUCUUUCCUUUUGAUGCCAGUUUUCUUCCUUGUUUACACAAGUUCAACAAUUUGAAAGGGAAAGGCGAUUGUAAGGGUUUCAAAAUGGCAGAGAAAUUUGAAAGUCUUAUGAACAUUCAUGGUUUUGAUCUGGGCUCUAGGUACAUGGACUUAAAACCGUUGGGCUGUGGAGGCAAUGGCUUGGUUUUUUCCGCUGUCGACAAUGACUGUGACAAAAGAGUAGCCAUCAAGAAAAUUGUCCUCACCCAUCUCCAGAGCGUCAAACAUGCUCUCCGUGAAAUCAAAAUUAUUAGAAGACUUGACCAUGAUAACAUUGUGAAAGUGUUUGAAAUUCUUGGUCCCAGUGGAAGCCAGUUAACAGACGAUGUGGGCUCUCUCACAGAGCUGAACAGCGUCUACAUUGUUCAGGAGUACAUGGAGACAGACUUGGCGAACGUGCUAGAGCAGGGCCCUUUACUGGAAGAGCAUGCCAGGCUUUUCAUGUAUCAGCUGCUACGUGGGCUCAAGUAUAUCCAUUCUGCAAAUGUACUGCACAGAGAUCUCAAGCCAACUAAUCUCUUCAUUAACACUGAAGACUUGGUGCUGAAGAUAGGUGACUUUGGUCUGGCACGGAUCAUGGAUCCUCAUUAUUCCCAUAAGGGUCAUCUUUCUGAAGGAUUGGUUACCAAAUGGUACAGAUCUCCACGACUUUUACUUUCUCCUAAUAAUUAUACUAAAGCCAUUGACAUGUGGGCUGCAGGCUGCAUCUUUGCUGAAAUGCUGACUGGUAAAACCCUCUUUGCAGGUGUACAUGAACUUGAACAGAUGCAGCUGAUCUUAGAAUCUAUUCCGAUUGUGCAUGAGGAAGAUUGUGUCCCUUGA
Molecule: messenger RNA, 984 nt
Organism: Chionomys nivalis (European snow vole)
Lineage: Eukaryota; Metazoa; Chordata; Mammalia; Rodentia; Cricetidae
Product: mitogen-activated protein kinase 6-like
Exons: 1
Coding region: 208-984 (258 amino acids)
Biological process (GO): protein phosphorylation; intracellular signal transduction; cell surface receptor signaling pathway
Cellular component (GO): nucleus; cytoplasm
Molecular function (GO): ATP binding; MAP kinase activity
Source: RefSeq, a predicted model, not a curated record